CACCGUGCUCCUACCUGGCCAGAUCCGGGAGGCUCAGAGGAGGCAGCGCGGCCGCCGAAGAGGAGAGAGCGCGCCGGCGUGAGCGGCGAGUGUGAAGGCUGCAGGGAAGGGGAUUCGCCGCGGAGAUGCCAGAGUUCCUGGAAGACCCCUCGGUGCUGACGAAAGAGAAGUUGAAGAGUGAGUUGAUCGCCAACAAUGUGACGCUCCCGGCCGGGGAGCAGCGCAAAGACGUGUACGUACAGCUCUACCUGCAGCACCUCACCGCGCGAAACCGGCCGCCGCUCGCCGCCAGCGCCAACAACAAGGGGCCCCCGGACUUCUCCAGCGACGAGGAGCGCGAACCUACCCCGGUUUUCGGCUCUGGAGCCGCCGCCGCGGGCCGAAGCCGCGGCGCCGUAGGCAGGAAAGCCACAAAGAAAACUGAUAAACCCAGACUAGAAGAUAAAGAUGAUGUAGAUGUAACGGAGCUCACCAAUGAAGAUCUUCUGGACCAGCUUGUGAGAUAUGGCGUGAACCCUGGCCCUAUUGUGGGGACAACCAGGAAGCUAUAUGAGAAAAAGCUGCUGAAACUGAGGGAACAAGGAACUGAAUCAAGGUCAUCUACACCUCUGCCAGCAGUUUCUUCUUCAGCAGAAAAUACAAGGCAGAAUGGAAGUAAUGACUCUGACAGAUACAGCGACAAUGAAGAAGGAAAGAAGAAAGAACACAAGAAAGUGAAGUCCACUAGGGAUUUUGUUCCUUUUUCUGAACUUCCAACUACUCCCUCUGGUGGAUUUUUUCAGGGUAUAUCUUUUCCUGAAAUCUCCACCCGUCCUCCUUUGGGCAGGACUGAACUACAGGCAGCUAACAAAGUACAUACUUCUAAGGGAGACCCACCUAGGGAACCUGUUAUUUCCACAACGUUGCCUGGCAAGGGACAGUUGGAGAAGUUAGCCUCUGGAGGGAAUUUGUUUAUUUCCUCCAAAUCUAACCAUGAUAGGUGUUUAGAGAAAAGUUCUUCGUCAUCUUCUCAGCAUCAACUCACUGCUAUGUUGGUCUCAGCUGCAGCUUCUCCUUCAUUGAUUAAAGAAACCACUACUACUUCCUAUAAAGAAAUAGUAGAAAAUAUUUGUCGUGGAGAGAAAAGUGGAAUUCAACCGUUAUGUACUGGGAGAUCUCAUAUUUCAGAUCAUUCGAUUCUCUCCAGUGAAAGGGAAGGAUUAGAAGAGUCUGAGAGAUCACAAGUAAUUUCUCCACCACUUGCUCAGGCAAUCAGAGAUUAUGUCAAUUCUCUGUUGGUCCAGGGUGGGGCAGGUAGUUUGCCUGGGACUUCUCACUUUGUACCCCCAAUGGAUAUAGAAAACACACGGAAGAGAAUUGAUCGAUCUAGUUUUCAAGAAACUGAAUCCCUGUCUCCUCCACGAAAAUUCCCUAGACGCAGUGAGAAGUCGGUAGAAGAAAGGGAUUCAGGUUCCUUUGUGGCAUUUCAAAAUACACCUGGAGAUGAAUCGAUGUCUUCUUUUGCUAAAACUGUUGUGUCUAACUCACUCACUACCUUGGGCAUUGAAAUGUCUAAGCAAUCACAGCAUGAUAAAAUAGAUGACUAUGAACUGUCUUUCCCCCUCCAUGAAUCUAUUUUAAAAGUAAUUGAAGAGGAAUGGCAGCAAAUUGACAGGCAACUGCCUUCGUUGGCAUGCAAGUAUCCGGUUUCUUCUAGAGAGGCACCACGGAUAUUAUCAGUUCCAAAAGUAGAUGAUGAAAUCUUAGGGUUUCUUUCUGAAGGCAGUCCACCAGCAGGUAUUCAGGCAGCCUCCAGUGAGGCUUGUGAUAAGCAGUUAGAUUUAGCACUAUGUAGAACAUACGAAGCUGCAGCAUCAGCCUUGCAGAUUGCAACCCAUGCUGCCUUUGUAGUUAGGGCUAUGCAGGCAGACAUUAGUCAGGCUGCCCAAAUUCUUAGCUUUGAUCCUACUCAAAUGCACCAGGCCCUUAGGAUUCUGAGCAAAACAUACGAUGCAGCCUCAUAUCUUUGUGAAGCUGCAUUUGACGAAGUGAAGAUGGCUGCCCACACCAUGGGAUCUUCCAGUGUGGGCCGCCGCUAUCUCUGGCUGAAGGAUUGCAAAAUUAAUCCAGCUUCUAAGAAUAAGCUCGCAGUUACCCCCUUUAAAGGCGGAACAUUAUUUGGAGGAGAAGGAUGCAAAAUAAUUAAAAAGCGUGGGAAUAAAAACUGAUAAAGUGAAGAACAAAGGCAUCUUUGAUAUGAGGAAUUUAGGAGCUUUUCUAUCAAUUUCAAAUGCUUAUAUGCCAAAAUUUUUAAAUCUUUUUAGUCUACGGAUCGGGCUAAUUUCAGUUACCAAGCUUCUACUCAGUAAAUUAUAGUGUAAAAGUAAAUGCUUACAUACAGCUACCUUUUUUUUUUUUUAAGUUGCCCAGAUGAAAAGCUUGGUACAAACAUUUUAAAGCUUUUUAGGUUGCAUUUCUCCCUCAUAAAUAGUUCCCUGUUUCCUGUUUUACUUAUGCUUUUACACUCUUAAAAAUUAAGAAAAUUGCAAUAAUUAGAAUCUUCACUGUUUUUAGUAGUAUCAUAUGCAGUCCCCUUUAUACCUAGGGCAAAAUUAAAAAAUGGUUACACAUUCAAAACUGAUCUUAUUCUUUUUGAUACUGCCAUUUAAUAUCUUUUUACUUUGUAGAACUUGUCCACAUUAUUGCUCUUAAUCUCACUUUUGUUUGCUUUUUACUUAAGCUACAUCAUUCAUAAUAUUCUAGAUCAGUGCGACUCAAAGUGCCAGUCUGCAAAAUGUUACUGGUCCACAGACAAGAUAAACGUGCACCAGAAUUUAAAUACAGACACACUUUCUAGGGCAGUUGACAGGGUGAGGUGGUUUUUUAGAGUUUUUUUUUUUUUUUUUUUUUUUUUUUUAGUAAAACAUUAUUAAGGCAGCAAUGUAUUGAUUUACAUUCUGGUGCAAGUACUUCGUCUCUUCGUAGACUGGUAGCAAACAGUUCGUGGACCAAUACCAGUCCAUGGACCACACUUUUGAGAAACCCUGCUCUGGACGAUAAUGGAUGUUCCAGGAUAAUACGUUCUCACCAUCACUCUAGUUUGUCAGAUUAGCCAGAUGCUGGAAAGAUGGUUUUUUUUUUUUUUUUUUUAAAUAAUACUUUAAAGGGUGUUGUGGUUCAUGGGGACCCCAGGUGGCACAGUGGCACAAAAGGUCAGCAGUUUGAAUCCACCAGCUGCUCCUUGGAAACCCUAUGGAGCAGUUUUGCCCAGUCCUAUAGGGUCACUAUGAGUCGUUAACCAACUCAACGAAAAUAGGUUUUUAGCAGUUUUCUGGUUCAUGGAUAAUUAGGCUUAGCAAUGUAAAUUUUAAAAGCAAAUUCGAAUUAUUGGUUUUAAAAAAGCCUUAAGAAAUACUCUAUCCCAGUGUUUCUGUCUAUAUAAAGCAAUGUAUUAUUCUUUGGUUUUGUUUUUAUGAUUGUAAGAUGAAACAGUGUAAAUGUAGAAUUUAUUUGUGUAGAACACAAUUUCUUUUGUUUUUAUGGAAAAUGGUAGCCUUAAACAUAAGCAAAAUAUAGUCCCUUUGGUACUCCUCUUAGCCAUUUCCAUAUUCUUAUACUACACAUGUCCAUCUUUACAUCUUACUGAGGGUAAUUUUGUUAUUUGUCUUCCAAAAUGUACAUGUACACAUGUACCUACUAAGUGCUGUGUGAUUAAAAAAGAAUGUAUUACUGUAGAAUGCUUCUGCAAAUUCAAUAAAGUUGUUAAAUUUGAA
Messenger RNA from Loxodonta africana (African savanna elephant), 3752 nucleotides. RefSeq names its product thymopoietin (gene TMPO). Gene Ontology annotation, molecular function: DNA binding. Bases 126 to 2207 code for a protein of 693 amino acids. The record is from RefSeq and is a predicted model, not a curated record. NCBI's taxonomy places the organism in Eukaryota, Metazoa, Chordata, Mammalia, Proboscidea, Elephantidae. The transcript has 4 exons.